AAACUGACUUUUUGUCCUGUUUGCAUUAUUUCAAUGGCGUCUGUAAAUAUUUCUCAACUGAUAGAGAAGCAAGUAUGGACAAGUGUUUUCAAGAGAACAUGGAAUAACAAUGAAGUCGAUUUAACAAAAGAUGGAGACAAGGAAAUAGUAUUUGAAAAUUCGUUUACUGAAGUAAAACAUGAUGAAUAUUUGAAUACAGAUCAUACAUUGAAUAUUCCGUUUAAAAAUUCUGAUUUUCUCACUUCAAGAAAAAAUACAUCGGAAAACGGGGUAUUUGUUACUUCGGAGAAAACAUUGAGUGACAAAAUGUCUGAAAACAACGAACAAGAUUCUUCUAGGCUUAAGAGGUUGUCAUCUUCAGGUCCAACGAAAGAAGGAAAUAUGGAAUUGCUCGAGGAACUUUACGAUAAAAACGUUGAUGAAAUUGAUUAUUUUGAUAGUGAUGAGGAAUAUAUGGAAACACAUGGACAAAGAUACGACGAAAGAAACAUUAUGGAUCCAUUCGAAGAAUAUUCUCAAAAACCUUUAAAAGGCAGAUAUAGUGAAGGAGUGGAACAGUAUAAAAACAUACCUGUCUACAGAAGAUCAAUACAGGCAUUUGCAAAAACCAAUCAUUUUGAAGUUCAUGAUGUCAUUCAUGAUGGGAACUGCAUGUUUCGAGCACUUGCUGACCAGUUCAUGAUAAAUGGUCGGAUCGGAUUUACCGCUGAGAGUCUACGAUGUACAGCAAUACAGUAUCUAAAAAAGAAACCUAACAAAAAAGGCGGCGAUCAUAUUCAGUCUUUUCUGUGCACCGAGUCAUGGGAGGAUUAUCUCUCUAGAAUGUCUAGAUCGAGUGAAUGGGGGGAUCAUCUUAUUCUCCUGGCUGUGGUGGAAGCCUUUAACCUAGAAGUCAUUGUUUAUAAUGUCUUCCUGGACGACAUAAGGAGAACUGAAGUGAAACCAGAAAGUAGAAGGAAUGGGAUACCAAUGCAGAUAUUUCUAGGACAUUUGGGAGAAUUUCAUUAUUUGAGUCUGCGCCCUGAUCAUUGGACAUCGUCUUGGCCUUACAAGUCCCUCUUGUAUAGACUCGUAGUGUGCACUGAUAACCUUUCUCAAGUCCAACGACAAGAACUGAUACAGAAAAAAAUCACCGAAAUGGGAGCCAGUAAUAUAGUAAAUCAGGAAGAAUUUUUAGACAUGGUUCAAAUUCCCACUGACGACGCAGAGAGAAACAACGCUAAUUCAGAAAUGUCUGUGAAGAAAAAUCAUUCUACAGGAAGCCAUGGAGUCAAUUUGUUCCACUGUCUAGAGGAAUUACAACUUGAAGAAAUAGAGGAUUCUAUGAGUAAUAUCUUCUUUGAUCCUAUGCACAUUGACGUCUUGACCGGAAUUCCACUUCCUCAUUUAACAUACUUUCUUAGACAACUAUUUCCAGCCCAUAUGAUCUAUCCGUAUAUUUCGGCACGUGGUCCACUUAUUUUUCCUGAUAUAUAUUUGCACUGCAUUGGAUCUUUCGCAGAUGGUAUCAAUGUUUUCUUACAAGACAUAAGCAAAAAUCAAUCAAAGCGUCUCUUUUAUAAUAGGCACGGCCAAAAAAGAGUUGGAUUGGUUGUUCUCACGCCAAGAAACAAAAUUGUGCGACAUUCUGAUAUAAGUGAAGGUAAAACCUCAGUAGUGAGUAUUUUUGCAGACUCAACAAAUACCCACCCAGGGUACUGUCAUUUAAAAUUGCCCCAAUAUACGAUGGGAAUAAGCGAAAAACAAAUUCUUUACAAGGGAUCCGACAAGUUUCUCAGAGAAAUAGAAGUAGAAGCUGAAGUUUCCUUACCAGCAGAUGUCGAGAUAAGGUACAAAGGACUGGUUUGUGAAACUUUUCCUCCAUCAGCCCAGGAAUGGAGAAAUCGACAAAGAAAAUUUACAUUUCCCUCUCGCAAACUCAUGCAAAAGGUUUUAAAAAUGAAAUGUACAUUGAUGAAAAAGGCACAUCCUCGAAGCAAAGAACCUGAUAUUGAAUGGAAAUAUAACUUCUCAAUGGCUGAAUACAUCAUUUUCACAACUGGUCUUACCGAAUUCCAGUAUCACGGAUUUUUGGUGUUCAAAGUUUUGGUCGAAAACGUGACUAUUCAUCUUCCGAAACGAUUGAAGAAUAAACAUUUGAAGGCUGUGUUCAUGGGUGCUCUUGAAGAUAUACCUUGCGCAGCCUGGGAAACCAGUUUUAGUGGAUGUGUUCUGUUUGUCAUAAGUGCAUUGCUGGCCUGUUUAAAGGGCAAAUUCCUUCCACAUUAUUUCAUUCCAACAAACAAUCUUAUAGAAUGUUACUCAUCUCAAGAAAUUGAAGCUGUUUGUGUAAAUAUUGAAUGCAUACGCUUGUUUCCGGUGGAAGUCAUACAAAACAUAGCAGAAAAUCAUGGAUAUCAUUAUGCACCAAAACUGAUACAAAUGGUUUUUGAAAAUUGCAAAUCCUUUUUGCACAAUGAAAAUUUGGCAUCAUCAUUAAUGAAUGCUUUCACGCCUGGAACCUUGCGUUCUAUCAAAGUCAUGACGCGACUCGGAUUUUAUAGUACGGCAUUUCAACUUUUACAAUACGUCCACGAACAAUUACUUUUAGUAGCAAUGCCAAUGGACAGUUAUGAUAUGCCAAGUUUCCUUGAAUUCUUUCAAAUAGCUUUGAAAAGCUUGCGCCAAAAAUCAUCACGUAUUAUUUUGGCAAAACAUUUUGACAUUCGAUUUCAGACUGAUAUCUUAAAGGAGCACAUUGAUGAUAAGGCAACAUACGCUAAAGAUGUCUUACCAUGGGCAGCAGACUUUAGAAUUGGAUGGAUGGAAAUUCCAAAAGAAAAGUCUACAGAUUUUUAUACCCUUGCUGAUUGCUUUUAUGCAUAUAGCUGUAGAGAAUUUGACAAACGAAAUUCAUGCCUUUCUACCUUGGCUAUUGAAACAGGAAUACGUUGUAUUAUAAAGGCCAUCAAUACUGAUACAAUUAGGAUGGAAGAAAUAGAAGAUCAGAUUCUAAAAGAAGAGAUCAUAUCCCAAAAAGAUCAGAUGAUGGGGGACCUGAAGAUGAAGCUUAAGAUGUAUUAUUUACAUAUUUACGCUGUAUCAAAACUGUAUUUUUCUCUUGAUCCAUUAAUAAACCACAUCGAUGACAUUGAAAAACUCUGUGAAGAGCUUCCGGAAAUGUCACUCGACGUCAGCAUAAUGUUUAGAUAUUUGCACAAACAAGAUAAAGCCUUGGAGUACGAAAAAAAAUUUUAUUCGGUCUAUAAGGGGAGAGAGAAUCCAUAUGAUUUUUAAAGAUGUUUCAUACAAUUUUAUAACUCAACGAAAUUAAGUUUAUGAAAACAACUAAAAUGUUAGCACUCCUUGAAAAUUUUAUAUGUGAAGUUGAAGUUUGUUCGACAUAACAAUGAAUGUCAUUCACUGGAAAUGUGAUAUACACAGUAAUUUUUGUGGAACGUUGUUCCCCUUUUGCGAACAAACCAAUAUUUGGAGUCAUGAUGUAUAAAUUAAAGAAUCUACAGUAAGUUAGGAAUGUUUGAAUUAUUUUUAAAGAGAAUUCUGCUUCUUUAUUUGCAUGUAUUUCAAGAAUAAUGAAAAACUUAAUCAUGAGAUAUUAGAGUAGAUGAUUCCUCUAAAAUAAGUUGUCUUUUUUGUCAUCUUGUCACUAACAUUUGAAAAAUAAUGUGAAAAAGAAGAAAAGCAGCAUGGGAAUAAAACAUCUAC
Molecule: messenger RNA, 3705 nt
Organism: Saccostrea cuccullata (small rock oyster)
Lineage: Eukaryota; Metazoa; Mollusca; Bivalvia; Ostreida; Ostreidae
Exons: 5
Coding region: 34-3276 (1080 amino acids)
Biological process (GO): protein deubiquitination
Molecular function (GO): cysteine-type deubiquitinase activity
Source: RefSeq, a predicted model, not a curated record